Fonticula alba is the source of this 1272-nucleotide messenger RNA. RefSeq lists its product as hypothetical. The transcript has 2 exons. NCBI's taxonomy places the organism in Eukaryota, Rotosphaerida, Fonticulaceae. The record is from RefSeq and is a predicted model, not a curated record. Bases 61 to 1239 code for a protein of 392 amino acids. Gene Ontology annotation, molecular function: transmembrane transporter activity. Gene Ontology annotation, biological process: transmembrane transport.
CCUCUCCCUCCCCCCCCCCUUCUCCUCUUCCUCCCUUUCCCUCCCUUUCUCUCCCACCAGAUGGCAAACAUCACGCAGAUGCUCCCUACCGACAUGUCCGCGCACGGCGCCACCGGUCCAGCCGACUUUUCUCCCCUGGCCCGGGCGCUGUAUCCGCACCGCUAUGCCGUUGCGGCCGCGGCAGCCGGUGCCUCCGGCGUUCUUGUUGGCUAUCCAUUCGAUCUGCUGAAAACCCGGAUGCAAAACCUCCAGGCCGCCGCUCCCGGCAGCCGGAAUUUGUCGGCCUACGCCGUGGCCAAGGGCAUCUACCGCGCGGAAGGCGUCCCGGGUCUCUUUCGAGGCAUGCUGCCGCCGCUCUUUGUCGUGGGCUUCCUCAAGUCGCUGGCCUUCCAAACAUAUGAGUCACUGAAGAUGGGCAUGGAGGAGCCGUAUGUGCGCACCUUCCAGCCCCAGCCCUCGGACUUGGCGGUGUUCGGUGCUCGCUUUGAGGUCCCGAUGCCGGUGAUCAUCGCGGCUGGCGCACUGUCCGGCGCGGCGAUCGCCGCCCUCAACAGCCCGCUGGACACUAUCAAGGUCAACAUGCAGAUGGCCCGCGCGUCGGUCGCCGACUCUCCCUCCGCCGGUCCUGCCGCCUCGGCCACCGCGGCCCCCGCCCCGGCCAAGCCCCCACGUGUCAGUCUAUUUGGCACGAUCCGGUCCAUUCGGGAGCGGAAUGGCUCCUACCUGGCCCUGUACCGGGCGGCGCACAUCCACAUCGGCCGGGACUUCAUUGGCACCGGGGUCUACUUUGCCACGUACGAACUCUUCCGGCGGAUGUAUCUUCACUCCAGGCUCCGCCUGCACCAGGCCAACACGGCGGCCGCCGAGCAGGGCGGACCCCGGGGCCCGGUGGCUCCGCUGACGGCUUCCGAACUCGGCGCCAUGGCCAUGGUCGCUGGCGGCCUCGCUGGCAUGGCCUCCUGGACGGUGAUGUUUCCCCUGGAUCUGGUCAAGUCGCGACUACAGUCGGCCCUCCUCGGAGCGGCAUCCGGCCAGAACUCCCCUGGUGCCCGGCCCGGUGGGAACUCCUUCCUGGCAUGCGCUCGAGCCACCCUGGCCGAGGGCCACGGUGACUAUCGUGUCUUCUACCGCGGCCUCGGGCCAACUCUCUUCCGGGCCUUCCCUCUGCAUGCGCUGAACUUCAUCGUAUACGAGUCCGUCCGCGAGUGGAUAGAACAGCGUAGCGGCCUGACAAACUAACAUACAAUAGACGACCCCGCUCUAGGCAUGCAA